UUCCUCCUUAUAGUGGUCCAUUCAUUCAUUCUCGGCGAGAUGCUGCAUCCGUCGAUCGUCUCGUUGGUGCUCGCGUUUUCCCUGCGACUCGCCAGUGCAGCAGUUGGCGAUUUAGACGCGACGUUGAAGCACUGCUGCAAUUUGGGACGCAAGGAGGAGAGCUGCUCCAGUAUUUCCACGCCCAGGGAUGUGCCGUCAGAGCACCUCAGCAUGUGUCUCACUGCCAUCGAAAUUUGCUGCGUCGAGGCAGAAAGGGCAAAACAGUGCAGUCUGGGACAACAGGACGCCAGGGACGGCCAGGACUGCGUAGGUCUCCCAGGGGUUUCAACGCGAUACAGAAAGGACUGCUGCAGUGCGUGCAGAUUGGGCCUGAUUGUCUCGUCAAUGACCCUGGCGUGCGCAAAUCACGAGUUCCUUUUCGGUCCGCCGUGGAACGUGGCCUACAUGACGUGCUGCUCGAGCCAACCCUACACGGGCAGGCUGGCGUCGGCACCCACCCUGACGCAGCCCAUUCAGAAAAUUGGCAUUGGACUGAAUGACCUCGGCAGCGACAGCGAAGAGGCCGACAAUUUUUGUGAUCAAUUCCCGGGACAGUUGUGCCAGCACAUUUGCAUUCCGACAAGAGGGUCGUAUGAGUGCGAGUGCCGAACGGGUUUUACAUUAGACACAGACGGAAAAUCGUGCAUUUUGCUGCCAGAAAACGAUCGGUGCCGGUCAAACAACCCCUGCAGCCAGAAGUGCGUGGACACUGGCAUAGCUAUCGAAUGCUCGUGCCAGUCAGGCUACACCCUCGCUGCGGAUAAGAAAAACUGCAAUGACAUCGACGAAUGCGCGUCCGACAGCAACGCGUGCAAACUGGCCGGCAUGGAGUGCCGCAACGAAGCCGGCUCGUUCGUCUGUUUGACGCCUGACGGCUCGAUUAUGCAACCGGGAACGCUCCAGAGCUCACCGGGAAACGGAGAUGACUUAUCUCAGGAAGAAACAGGUGGUAAGGUGCCUGAAUCAAAGUGUCCAGAGGGGUACGCCCUGAGUCCAACCACUUUCCUCUGCGACGAUCUCGACGAGUGUAUUGCAAACAAGAAAAUCUGCCCGCGAAACACGACUUGCAUGAACACGGUGGGCUCGUUCUUCUGCGAAAACGUUUCGAAGGAAAAGCAGUGCGCUCCAGGGCUUCAAAUCAAUCCAGAAACCAAGGAAUGUGAAGACGUCAAUGAGUGUCUCGAGGGCCUAGACGACUGCAGAGAGCAGAAUCUCAAGUGUCUAAACACAAUGGGCAGUUUCAUCUGCCACAAACAGGCCUCGUGGAGGUGUCCAGCAGGUUUCAAGUACAGCACCACCCUUCAGCAAUGCUUGGACGUUGACGAGUGUGCCGAGAAAAUCCACAGCUGCCAGGAGGAGAUCGAGACGUGCGUGAACACGGACGGCGCCUACGAGUGCAUCCCCAUCAACGGGGAAAAGUGCUCUCAGGGAUUUGUGUUUAACGAAACCAUCAGCACAUGCAUAGACGUGGACGAAUGUGCCCUUGGUCUGGACGACUGCGACCCUGUCAUGGAGUCGUGCCGAAACACCUACGGGGGCUUCAACUGCACCGCCAAGCGGACCCAAAGGCCCUUCUCGUGGGCCCCGACCCCGGCCCCAACGAGGACGACCACGACGACAGUGACCGCUCCUAUUUUUCAAGACUGCCAAGCUGGUUUCAAAUUCGAAUCAAACUCUGGAAGAUGCGUCGACAUUGACGAGUGUGUGGAAAGCAGAAUUCCAGUUUGUGACAGCUCGCAGAACUGCUUCAACAACAUGGGCAGCUACCGUUGCGUGUGCAAAAGAGGUUUCGAGAAGGAUCCCAACACGCUGGCAUGCGUGGACAUCAACGAGUGCCACCUGGAAUUGCACGACUGCACGGUGGGCCAGCGGUGCGACAACACGAUCGGAUCGUACAAGUGCUUCAGAUUAACCAGCUGCGGAACUGGAUACACUCUCAACGCACAAACUGGAGAGUGUGAAGAUGACAACGAGUGUUUGUUGAAGAGCAACAACUGUGCAAGGCUUGGUUCGCGAUACCAGUGCAAAAACACGCCUGGAUCGUUCCGUUGCGUGUUGAAAACCUGCGAGGGUAGGAAAGUGCUCAACCUCGCGGGCGAGUGUGUUGACCAGGUGUGCCAAACUGGCUUUGAAUCCAGUCCCACAGGAGUCUGCACAGAUUUGAACGAAUGCUUGAGCAAUCCAUGCAGGGAAAAUGAGAAAUGCGUCAAUACUCCGGGAUCGUACUACUGUUCGCGCAAAUUGGACUGUGGACACGGCUUUGAAAUGAAUCCGCAGGGAACUCAGUGUGUCGACGUUGACGAGUGCACGCGAGGGACGCAUUCGUGCUCACGGGGCCAGCAGUGCUUCAACAGAAUAGGCUCGUACUCGUGCCAGUGUCCGCAGGGCUACCUGGUGAACCAGGUCACUAAAGAGUGCAUCGAUAUCGAUGAGUGCACCUCGUUUGGGAACAAUCGGCAGCUGUGCGCCAGCAACUCCGUGUGCCAGAAUCUGCAGGGAAGCUACAGGUGCAACUGCAAGGAAGGAUUCAAGAAUGAAAACGAUGACAAAGUCUGUGUUGACAUAAACGAGUGCGACAUGGGCCCUGGAUUGUGCCAACACAACUGCUUCAACACCUGGGGCUCGUACCGCUGCUCUUGCAACUCCGGUUACGUGCUGCAGCCAGACGGAAGAUCAUGCUACGACAUUGACGAGUGUGAGCAGUUUAAGGACAGGAAUUUGUGCGUCGGCAUUUGUCAGAACACGCCUGGAAGCUACACCUGUCGCUGCCCUGAGGGCUACAGGCUUGGUUCUGAUGAUAGAACUUGCAUAGAUAUUGAUGAAUGCGCAAGCAACACGGGAAUCUGUCGUUCAGACCAAGUAUGUUUGAACACGAGAGGCGGCCACCAGUGCAACUCCGUCUACUGUCCGUCAGGCUAUUCCAGAGAGACGGAACACAAAAAUCGGUGCAAGAAGAACAGUCUGUACUGCCACAAGGACGACUUGGAGUGCAUGAAGGAGCCGCAGACCAUCUCGAACAACUACAUGACGUUCGUCUCCAACAUCGCCAUCCCGCCCGUCGGCUACCUCGACCUGUUCACCAUGCGCGGCCCCAUGUGGCAGAGCACGGCCGUCCGGUUCGACCUGAAGAUGGUCAGCGCCAGGGCGCCGCCCCACGUGCCCGCAGUGGAAAAGGAGUUCUUCCGCAUCCGCAGACAAAGCCACAACCAGGCAAUAAUUUCCCUGGUGCGGCCGAUAAAGGGACCACAGCAGAUCGAGCUGCACUUGACCAUGGAAAUUCUGCACAACGGCUCCUUCAGCGGCACCGUCCUUGCAAAACUGUUCAUCGUCGUCUCAGACUACGAAUUUUAGGACUGCGCGAUAAUUCAGUUUAUUAUGUCGAUCUUAAAAAUAAAGUUUUGCUUCGUCGGAGAGA
Messenger RNA from Cloeon dipterum, 3454 nucleotides. RefSeq names its product fibrillin-2. The coding region runs from base 40 to 3390 and encodes 1116 amino acids. The transcript is spliced from 23 exons. The record is from RefSeq and is a predicted model, not a curated record. Lineage: Eukaryota; Metazoa; Arthropoda; Insecta; Ephemeroptera; Baetidae. Gene Ontology annotation, molecular function: calcium ion binding.